Aspergillus ochraceoroseus IBT 24754 is the source of this 1071-nucleotide messenger RNA. It is a transcript of the gene argB, whose product is annotated as ornithine carbamoyltransferase. Gene Ontology annotation, molecular function: amino acid binding; ornithine carbamoyltransferase activity. Gene Ontology annotation, biological process: L-citrulline biosynthetic process. The record is from RefSeq and is a predicted model, not a curated record. Gene Ontology annotation, cellular component: mitochondrion. The coding region runs from base 1 to 1071 and encodes 356 amino acids. NCBI's taxonomy places the organism in Eukaryota, Fungi, Ascomycota, Eurotiomycetes, Eurotiales, Aspergillaceae. The transcript has a single exon.
AUGCCUUCUGGUCUUCCCAUGGCCUCCAUCCGUUCCUCAUUGAGGACUCAAAGCUUCAAUACUGUGCGACGAUAUUCUUCCCAGACUCCCCGCCAUUUCCUCUCCAUUGCCGACCUGACGCCUACCGAAUUUGCAACUCUUGUUCGCAAUGCGUCUUUACACAAGCGAUCCAUCAAGUCCGGGUCAAUUCCGCAAACCCUGCUUGGUUCGUUGACGGGAAAGACGGUCGCGAUGAUUUUUAGCAAGCGAAGCACCCGGACCAGGGUCUCUACAGAAGGAGCCGUAGUGCAGAUGGGGGGUCAUCCGAUGUUUCUGGGCAAGGAUGAUAUUCAAUUAGGGGUCAAUGAGUCUCUCUACGAUACGUCGGUGGUCAUCUCGUCCAUGGUUUCUUGCAUUGUCGCCCGUGUUGGCCAACACGCCGAAGUCGCGGACCUGGCGAAGCAUUCGUCGGUGCCAGUCAUCAAUGCUCUGUGCAACUCCUUCCACCCUCUCCAGGCCAUUGCCGAUUUCCAGACCAUCUACGAGACAUUUACACCCAAGGCCCAUCACCUCUCCAGUCUGGGGCUGGAGGGUCUGAAGAUCGCUUGGGUAGGUGACGCUAACAAUGUUCUGUUUGAUAUGGCGAUUGCCGCGACCAAGAUGGGCGUUGAUGUCGCUGUUGCCACGCCCAAGGGCUAUGAGAUUCCUGCAGACAUGCAGGAGCUCAUCCAGUCUGCUGGAAAGGGCGUUGCCCGCCCUGGUAAGCUUCUGCAAACCAAUGUUCCCGAGGAAGCCGUCAAGGAUGCCGACGUCCUGGUCACAGACACCUGGGUGUCCAUGGGACAGGAAGAGGAGUCGGCGAGGAGACUGCGCGACUUUGCGGGCUUCCAGAUCACCCCCGACCUUGCGAAGCGAGGAGGCGCAAGGGAAGGCUGGAAGUUUAUGCACUGCCUACCACGACACCCCGAGGAAGUCAGCGACGAGGUUUUCUAUAGCCCCCGCUCGCUGGUCUUCCCCGAGGCCGAGAACCGACUGUGGGCAGCCAUCUCUGCUUUGGAGGGAUUUGUUGUCAACCAGGGGAAAAUUGAAUGA